AGGAAUGAGCGCUGCAUCUCCAGAGCCUGCUGGGAGUCACCGGGGAGAGAAAUGAUAGGGGCAUUUUGAAUUUGGGAACAAGUGAGAACAAACUGUGCUUUGAUUUGAUACAGGAGAGACUUACAAGACCUGACAUGAACUAUGUAGAACCUGACUUGUUGCAGUAUUCUGAUACGCAAGGCAUUAAAAGCUUCAGAGAAGAAAUCGCCAAAUUUCUCACUGAAUAUGCCAGAGCUUCAGAAGCAUUGAAUCCAGAGCAUAUAAUUGUUAUGAGUGGCUGUUGUGCCAUCUUUGCUACCCUUUCAACUGUAUUAUGUGAUCCUGGAGAUGGCUACCUUAUUCCUACUCCAUACUAUGGCGGUAUAAAUUCCAAAACUCAACUGUAUGGUGAAAUACAACCUGUUCACGUCCCCCUGUUUAGUGAGGUGACUGAUGAAGAAAGUCACCCUUUUCAGUUAAGAGUUGAAAAAUUAGAAGCUGCCCUACAGAGAGCUAAAGAGCAGGGCAUCCGAGUCAGAGCAUUAAUCCUGAUCAACCCUCACAAUCCAUUAGGGGACAUUUACCCAGCACAGUUACUGAAAGAAUGUCUAGAGUUUGCGCACAGAUAUGAAUUACAUGUAAUAAUGGAUGAAAUAUACAUGCUGUCUGUUUAUGAUGAUAUCACCUUCACCAGUGUUCUAAGCUUAGACUGUUUACCAGAUCCAGAACGGACACACUUUAUGUGGGGCUUUAGCAAGGAUUUUGGUAUGAGUGGUCUCAGAGUUGGAGUGUUAUACACCAGAAGUCAUGAAAUUCGGAAAGCUGUGAAUCAGCUGGCUGUUUUUCAUGGAUGCCCAGGACCUGUUCAAUAUGUUCUUAGCCAAUUCCUUAGUGACAGAGAUUGGUUGGAUAAUGUGUUUCUUCCUACCAACAAGAAAAGACUUAAGGAAGCGCAGAACAUUCUUGUGGAUGGUCUUUCGGAGAUUGGAGUACCUGUUCUCAAAAGUUCUGGAGGACUUUAUGUUUGGGCAGAUUUCAGAAAAUUCUUAAAAACACAGACUUUUGAAGCUGAAAUGGAGUUAUGGUGGAAGCUCCUUCAUGAAAAACUCCUUAUUAGUCCUGGAAAAGCCUUUUGCUGCUCUGAGCCUGGAUGGUUUAGAUUGGUCUUCUCAGAUUCUGCAGAUAAGAUGUAUUUGUGUAUUCAGAGACUGGAGCGGAUGUUGCGUGCUGAAAUUACAGAACCAGCUGCAAAUAAAACAUCUGUAGAAGACGAGUUACCUAAUUCAGAAAAUGACCCUAUAGCCACCCAUGCCAACACACCAAUAGAUGAAGUUUCUCACCUGAAAAAAAUUGUUGUCUAUUAAAACCUUAUAUGAAAUUUGCAGAUUGAACAUGAUAUAGCAUGCUUAUGUUUACAUAAACUAUGUAAGAUUUCACCCUGUUAAUUUGGCUGUAACUUUCUAUAACAGUCUCACUUUGCUGUAACCUGUGGUUACUCAUUUUGCAAACUAGGCUACUAGAACAGAAUUUUAGGAAACCUAGCUGGUUUCCUGACUCUUCACAUCUGUUCAGCAAAUCACUUAUGUGCACUCUUAUCUUUAGGCAUGGAAUACUGCUACAAAUCAGUGAGUCUUAAGCACGUGCUUAUCUGCAUUGCUAAAUCAGGGGCUUAAGGCAUUUUAGACAUAAUAGAAAGAGGCUGCAUAUUGUAUUGGGGGAGUAUAUUUAUAUUUCAAUCAGAAACUGAAAAUGUUGGGUUAUUUGAUUGAUUCUGAUUGUCAGGUUUUGCUAAAUUUUGUCACUUGGCAAAAUAUGUUUUUUCUAUAUCCUUAGGAACUGUAAGAAAAUAUUCAAACGUGCGCACAGCUUUUUGAAUAUGCGCACCAAUAUAAAUACUUUCUAAGAAAAUGUUCAGCUUUUCGGCUUCUGUACUCCCUUUCAAAUGUGUAAAAGUAUUUAUUUGUAUAUUGCAAUGGUUGCAUCUUUGUUGCAGAAAUGUAGGUUCUUUUGGAUAAGUUUUUCACAUAAAACAUAAACAAAGACAGCUGGAUGUGUGUGGUGUGCAUUCAUUUGAAAGGUAAGUGUAUUUGGGACUGUACACUUAUUAACCUGUAUUUGCGAACUUUAAUUCAGAGUUUGGUUCUUUAGUAGGAAUUGAGAGGGAAGUGUUACAAUCACAAAAGUGUGAUUUAUAGCAGGGUUGUCAGACAUCUGACCCCUGGAGGUGGGUCAUCUGAUCCAUAGUGCUUCUCUGGCAAAACAACUCACCUGCUAAUCCAGCCCACAGGGCUUCUUACUGCUACUCCCACAGCUGCUGUCAAUAUCACUGGCAUUGAGAGUAUGGGGUUAAUGCUACUCUGCCCCUUACUUGCCACCAAAUUUCUGAUUUUCAGUUACCAUUAGGCACACAAAUCAGUGACAUUAACCCACAUAUGCUGGCCACACUGACACAGCAGCUGUAGCAGCUGCAACAAGAAGCCCAGCAGCCUGGAUUUGAAAGUAGGUUGUUGGGCCUGCACCAAGCCCUGCAGGCUGGAUUUGGCUGCCAACUCAUUUUUGACUUCCGCAACUCUGGUCUACAGGAUUUGCACAUCCCAAAUAGGAAAAAGGAUUUGUGUAGGACUGAAAAGACUACUUGAUGGUUCAUUGCGUCUGAUUCCCUGGAACUGCAAGAAAUCAUAUAAUAGACUCAAUGUCCACAAGAAUAUUUACUGCUACCCCUCUUGCAAAGUGGCUGAGCAUUAAUAUUUUUAACACUCCAUAUGAUUAAAAUGUUUUAUCCUCACCAACUUGCAACAACCAGGCUGCAGAAACACUACUCCCCAAACUGACAGAGCAUUUCUGUUGGGGUUAAGCCAGGAGUAUUUCUGUUAUUACUCCUGCCAGGUGCCACUCUAGCACUAGGUACUGGAAGAGAGAGAGACUUCUGUGUGUUCACUGCCCUCCCUUGCUGGUAUCUAGGAGCAAGGUGAGAAAAAGGAAAAGGUGUCAGAGUAGGUUGGGAAGGAUAGAAGCAGGUAGGAGAUCGGAUAUAGGAGGUGGCUGGGAGUAAAUCAGGGCUAGGGGUGGGCAAAUGCACAGGAAAGGGAUUGAGAAUAGUGGAAAGAUUACAAUAGGGAUGUUAGUAUAUAAUACCCUACAGAUGCCACAAUUGCAUGUGAAUUUUUGACACUCAACAUUUCUCUGUCUGGCAAAUAGCUGUGAAUCCCACAGGCAAAUGUGUAUCUUUCCAUUCCAGAGAGGGUCAAACAGGUCCAGGUAACAGAAUUGGUGUGAGAAGUGUAGGAUCGUUUUUCCCCCAUUCUUUUAAUAAAAAAAUAAACAAAUACAGACUUGAAAAAAAUUCAGGUUGCAAAGUCAAGAAGUCAAAAGUUAGGAAGUGCCAAAAUUAGUGACCAGUGUAACUUCAGGUGGCUCCAUAGAAUUUGUGCAGCAUGAUACUAUUUUUAAUUACAAGAUAACAUUUUGCCUUUUUGCUAUAGAACCACCUCCUCUUCCAGAGCAAUGAUAGUAAAUAGUUUCAAUAUUUAAUUGCUUGCCUUUUCAAACCUUAUGAUUUUGAAGGCAUUUUAAUAUAACCCUUCUGAACUAGCCUCUGCAGACAAGUUUAUAACUAUACUUAAGACAGUUAAAAUAACAUUUCCAAGUACAUAAUAAAGUACAACUUCAUAAUGAACCUGUUCAUAACAAGCCCCUGCUUUUAACAAUCCCAACAACAGAAACUUAACUCUUUUCAUUAUUAUGAUGUAGCCAAUACUUUUUUAUAAAAUUUUCUCCUGCCUCUGUCUGCUGUUCUUAGGCAGUUGUACUGUGUGUCUGUCUUAACUUUGUUUUAAUGUUGCAACUUGCUUGGUACUUAAGGGAGAAGGCUCUCCAAAUUGUAUUUCACUAACCAAAUAGUUUAAUUAGUCUCAGGUAUGUAUUAAUUUUUCAUGUGCAACACAAGAUGGUUUUUUUUUUUGUUUUAUUUCUAACUUUCCAGUAAAUCCAAAAUAUAGAUGACUUGUUUUAUCUGAGUUACAAAGCCUAGGAAAUGCCAUGUUAGAUAGCAACAAGAUCAUUUAUUCCAGUAUUCUGUCUCUGAUAGUAGCCAUUACCAAAUGCUUCAGAGGAAAAUAACAGGAGAUGAGUGUGAGAUAUUUUGCCUUCUUAAGUCUCAACUAAUCUCUUUGUAAGAAAUUGGCUUAGGCUGAAAUGUCUCAUAACUAACUCUAAUCAAUCCCUUUUUUAAAUCUUAAAUUCCACAUUGUAAUCAAUACUGGGGGGUUUCUUUUUUCUUUCUCAACUAAGGAUCUUGGCAAAAGUAAUUUGCUCUAGUGUGGGCACGUCUACAUGAGACACUGACUGUACAGUAGCUGAAAAAUACUGUGCAGUAGUACCUCAUAGCACAGACAGUGCUAAUAUGCUUCUACAUAGUAUUAUUAGACUACUGGUCAAUAGCGUCGCCUAAAAGAUGUUUGCUGGCGCUACUGCGCAUUUAUUUAGUAGUUACUAAUACAAGUACUAAAUAACUGCGCAGUAGCAACUGUGCAGUAGUGUCUCAUGUAGAUGUGUCCCAUGUGUCCUAACUGCUCAUUCUAUGGUGGCAUGUAGAGACUGAAGACUAUAACAUGCCUUGUGUAUAGCAGCCUGCAGCUGUGUUGGAUGCUUAAAUUCUCCAACUCAUGAGCAUACUU
Alligator sinensis (Chinese alligator) is the source of this 4655-nucleotide messenger RNA. RefSeq names its product 1-aminocyclopropane-1-carboxylate synthase-like protein 1. The transcript has 14 exons. NCBI's taxonomy places the organism in Eukaryota, Metazoa, Chordata, Crocodylia, Alligatoridae. The record is from RefSeq and is a predicted model, not a curated record. Gene Ontology annotation, molecular function: transaminase activity; pyridoxal phosphate binding. Gene Ontology annotation, biological process: amino acid metabolic process; biosynthetic process. The coding region runs from base 135 to 1343 and encodes 402 amino acids.